GCAGAGGAGAGAGGGGUACUGAGGGUUACAGAACCAGUCAUAGUUCCCCAGGUACUGACAUUUAAGGACACCUGAGUGUGGAAGCUCCCUGCCAUCAUGGUUCUUCUGCUCAUGUCUGUGACUGUGCUUCAUCUAUUCACUCUGGCCAUGCUGUUCAUCGCCACCUUGGAGAAGUCCUGGUGGAUUUGGUCCGAUGCUGAAAUCACAGACCUCUGGUCUAACUGCAUUCAUGACAACGCAACGGGAAACUGGCUGUGUGCUGCCUCUAACGAAAAUGACUGGCUGCAGGCAGUCCAGUCUAUGAUGGUCCUCUCAGUGGUCUUCUCCUCUAUCUCCUUCCUGGUCUUCCUGGGUCAGCUCUUCACCAUGUCUAAAGGAGGGCUCUUCUAUUUCACAGGCCUCUGUCAGGUUUUUGCAGGUUUCACAUCAUUUGCCGCCUGUCUCAUCUUCACAUUCCACCGUAAGAAGAUCCUGGAGAACUCCAGAGACCUGAGCAUUGGCCACUUUGGCUACUGUUUCAUUCUGGCCUGGUCCUGUGUACCGCUCUUGCUCUUCAGUGGAGUCCUGUAUGUUCACCUGCGCAAGAGGCAGUGAACUAAGACAUACAUUAGCAGCAUUAUUCAGUAUUACUUGGUAUUGUUAGUCUAUUAUCACUUGACUGUACACUCUUAGAAACAGGGUUCCAAAAGGAAUCUUCAGCUGUCUCCGUAGGAUAACCCUUUUUGGUUCCAGUUAGAACCCUCUGUGGAAUAAGUUCUACAUGGAACCCAAAAGGGUUAUUCAAAGGGUUCUCCUAUGGGGCCAGCUGAAGAACCCUUUUAGGUUCUAGAUAGCACUCUUUUUUCUAAAGUGUAGUGAACAACAGAGACACAAUGUACGAUGAUACAGAGGUCUUUAUUUUA
Messenger RNA from Salvelinus namaycush (lake trout), 902 nucleotides. Its product is annotated as epithelial membrane protein 3-like. The transcript is spliced from 5 exons. The coding region runs from base 97 to 594 and encodes 165 amino acids. The record is from RefSeq and is a predicted model, not a curated record. Lineage: Eukaryota; Metazoa; Chordata; Actinopteri; Salmoniformes; Salmonidae. Gene Ontology annotation, cellular component: plasma membrane.